CCGGUCCCCAUGUUCUCUGUGACGCCCAGCCUUGCCUCCAAUGCCAGUCCUGCUGCGGUGGCCGCUGCAUUUAACCCCUACAUGGGCCCGGUGUCGCCCGGCCUGAUGCCUUCUGAGAUCAUGUCCAGCUCCCCGGUCCUGGUGACCAGUAACCCCAACGUCUCCAUGUCUGCUGCUGCCGCUGCUGCUGCCGCACAGAAACUCAUGAGGACAGACAGACUGGAGGUGUGUCGGGAGUACCAGAGAGGUAACUGUACGCGGGGGGAGAAUGACUGUCGCUUCGCCCACCCCUCAGACAGCACCAUGAUAGACACCAACGACAACACAGUGACGGUGUGUAUGGACUACAUCAAGGGCCGCUGCUCCAGGGAGAAGUGUAAAUACUUCCACCCUCCAGCCCACCUGCAGGCCAAGAUAAAGGCUGGCCAACACCAGGUCAACCAGGCUGCCGCCGCAGCAGCCAUGGGGCUCCCACCUGUUUUACCUCCAUUACCAAAGAGACCCACACUUGAAAAAUCCACCGGUGCCACCGCCAUGUUCAACGUCGCUGGGUUCCAGUACCAACAGGCCCUGGCCAACACGCCGUUUCAGCAGCAGUUCAUCCCGUCAGGCUCAAUAUUGUGCAUGACACCUGCAACAACUGUUGUACCCAUGAUGCACGGUGCCACGCCCGCCACUGUGUCUGCAGCCACCUCCUCUGCCACAAGUGUUCCCUUUGCAACCGCAACAGCCAAUCAGAUUCCGUUAAUAUCUACAGAUCAUCUUACUAGGCACAAGUAUGUGACUCAGAUCUAG
Molecule: messenger RNA, 795 nt
Organism: Salvelinus namaycush (lake trout)
Lineage: Eukaryota; Metazoa; Chordata; Actinopteri; Salmoniformes; Salmonidae
Product: muscleblind-like protein 1
Exons: 6
Coding region: 10-795 (261 amino acids)
Molecular function (GO): metal ion binding
Source: RefSeq, a predicted model, not a curated record